AUGCAGUCAACUAGAAACUCCUGGGUUCUAGACUCUGGUGCAACGCACCAUGUUACUGCAGAGCCUCACAACCUUGAAGAGUAUACAGAAAAUGAGGAAAUAUCCAUGGGUGACGGUAAAACCAUUCCCAUCACUCAUACUGGUUCAACUCAAAUACAAGCAUCUAAAACUGCUUUCAAGCUUUCUAACACUCUUUGUGCUCCAUCAAUUAAAAAGAAUCUAAUUUCAGUUGCUAAGUUUUGCCAAGAUAACCUAACAUCUGUUGAAUUUUUUUCUUUUACUUUUGUUGUGAAGGACCUGCAUACUCUGAAGCCGCUGGUACAAGGCCAAAAUAAAAAUGGACUCUAUGAAUGGCCGCAUCUGCAACCCACACCACCAUCAGUCAGCCUUGUCUCCAUUAAAGCCCCACUUCAUCUCUGGCAUUGUCGAUUGGUCUUUUUAGAGUCCAACUUUCAACAUUCUACUGAUUCCAAUAGAGAUAUUCACUCCAACAACAACAGCCAAGUACCAGCAGCUGCAGAGAAUUCAGGUAAUACACAACUCACUUCUCCUUCUUCUUUGCAACUCCCCGCACUUUCUCCUUCACAAAAUACUGCUACAAAUAAGCAACAACCUCCUCCUUUGCUCACAUAUCAGAGACGCAGAACCACAGCCAGCAACAUGCCAUCCCAACAACCAUUAUCAACCACCAGAGAAGCCCCUCCUCCAACCUCCACUUCGGCACUCUCUGACAGUCUAAAUACCACAAACCCAUCUACAAUUGAUCCCUCCCCUACAAUACCACCAGAACCAACUCGCAUUAUAACCAGGUCACAGAAUAAUAUUUUCAAGCCCAAAAGAACAUUCUUUUUUCUGACCCAUUUGUCUCCUACGCCUAUAACAUUCAAACAAGCUAACAAACAUGAAGAGUGGAGACAAGCAAUGAAAGCCGAAUAUGAUGCUUUGAUGAAAAAUCAGACUUGGGAAUUGGUACCGCGAGAUCCAACCACAAAUGUUGUGGACUUCAAAUGGUUGUACCGAAUCAAAAGAAAAGCGGAUGGUUCCAUAGAACGUUACAAAGCUCGUCUAGUUGCAAAAGAGUUCACGCAGCGUCCUGGCUUAGAUUUUCAUGAGACAUUCAGUCCCGUUGUUAAACCAAUAACGGUAAGGCUAGUGUUAUCAAUAGCUGUGCAACACAGAUAG
This is a messenger RNA of Nicotiana tabacum (common tobacco), 1182 nucleotides long. Lineage: Eukaryota; Viridiplantae; Streptophyta; Magnoliopsida; Solanales; Solanaceae. The record is from RefSeq and is a predicted model, not a curated record.